Messenger RNA from Drosophila takahashii, 634 nucleotides. It is a transcript of the gene CSN8, whose product is annotated as COP9 signalosome subunit 8. Gene Ontology annotation, biological process: COP9 signalosome assembly; protein deneddylation. The record is from RefSeq and is a predicted model, not a curated record. Gene Ontology annotation, cellular component: COP9 signalosome. NCBI's taxonomy places the organism in Eukaryota, Metazoa, Arthropoda, Insecta, Diptera, Drosophilidae.
UCCCAGGCAAAACGGUCAUAUUAUUGUUUUCGGACCAAGAAUUUACAAUAAAAUGCAUUUAAAUAAAUAUAGCGAGCUGGUGGAGCGACUUGAGAACGAGGAAUUCGAGCAAGUCGAAUUGGGAGCUGAAGUCUACCAGCAGUUAUUGGCGAUUUAUCUCUACCAAAACAAACUGGCCGAUGCCAAGUUGCUGUGGAUGCGAAUUCCGGCUAGAUUAAAGGAGGACAAAGAACUGAUUCAGCUGAACCUGCUCAACCUGGCCCUGCAAAACAAUAACUAUGCCGAUUUCUUCAAAAACAUCAAGUACGAGUGGUCCGAGAGAGUUAAGGCACCCGUGGAGGAUCUCUUGGUUAAACAACGCGAGGAGCUGUUUAGACUGAUGGGCAGCGCCUAUGUGUCCAUCUACCAGCACAACCUCUUGGAAUUGUCCUUGAUGUCAGAGGACGAACUGAAGAAUGCCUGCGCCGCCUUAAACUGGACUGAAGAGCUGGACGGCGACCGGGUGAUCCUGAAACCCAAGGUCCAGGAAGCACCGCCCAGUCGUGCAAACGACGACCAGUUGCUCAAGCUGACUGAGUUUGUAACCUUCCUAGAGAAUUAAGCUUCAAUAAAGUUCAUACAAUUUUAUAAGGGA